Molecule: messenger RNA, 4077 nt
Organism: Micropterus dolomieu (smallmouth bass)
Lineage: Eukaryota; Metazoa; Chordata; Actinopteri; Centrarchiformes; Centrarchidae
Product: disks large-associated protein 1-like
Exons: 16
Coding region: 646-4077 (1143 amino acids)
Biological process (GO): signaling
Cellular component (GO): postsynaptic specialization; glutamatergic synapse
Molecular function (GO): molecular adaptor activity
Source: RefSeq, a predicted model, not a curated record
CUUGUCGCAGUUUACUUACCGCAGGCUUGCGCACUUGAAGCCCCCAUAUUCACGCACACGCGCGCACACAUUCCAGCAGUGACUGUGUUGUGACCGCCUUGCUUCCAGAAACGGACGUGCUUUUGGAUGUACCAGCCGGCGUCUCCGUUCAGCGAUGGUGUGAAGAGCUGCUGGAGGCAGGCUAGGCUUCGAACCGUGGAUUCAGGUUCGAGCGCGUGACGGGCUCAGAAUUCAACAGCUUCUCAGUUCUACCGCUGCCUGUUGACGAAUGACUCACACCGAUAACCGGAGUUAAUGAGGGACCAGUAAUACAGAAAUGUCAAUCCCUCCCAGUUAGCGACAACCCAACAAUGAUGGGGAUAUAAAGGAGGGCUGGCCAGAUGGUGUUGAAAGCACUGGAGAAGUCAAAAAACAUGACCCUCACAGUGCUCGCUGGCUUGUCCACAAGGGCGUAGAUGCGGUUGAGCAGGAAGAUGAUGGCAUCCUCAACUCCCAGUCAGGGCUGGUAGGCGAACUGGAGGGGGUCCAGGAGAAGUCAGACCAUGGGCUGCAGCUGUUCCAGAACCAGUCUCUCAAGGGUCUUCAUAAAGUGGGAGGUCAGUCCCACUGGUCUGUAGUCCUUGGAGCCACUAGGACGUGGCGUCUAUGGCACAGGAACCAGGCAAGAUGUCUUCCACAGCACAGGGACCCUUUGAAGACUCAGGCUCAGAGUCUGCAGCUCUCCUCUCAGGGACAGUUUUCUGCAGCCCUUCGCUGGUCAGGGGCCUGCCUGGCAUCUCUCAUCCAUAUCAUUCCUCUUUUCAUCCACCCAUCCUUCCCUCUGUCAUGAAAGGCCUGUCCAGUAGUCGGAGUCACCAUCACGUGGUCUCCUAUGAACCAUCAUACGAUCCACUGGGUCACCAUGUUGACCGCAAGCCAUAUUUGAUCAGUCAGAAUGACAUGCCUUUGCCCAUUCCCAUGCCACAUCCAGCUGAGCUGCCCUACUACAAUUCUCAGCGUACCUCAUACCCCUCUGACAGCAACAGCAUCGUCCCAUAUGGAACCUUCCCAAGGAGGUGCCACUCCACCUCCUCAUCUCACCAUCCUGAGGUAAAGGAUGAGUGUAUGGCCAUGGUACCAUAUGUAGGAGGAGGAGGGGGAGGAGGAGGAGGAGGAGGCUAUGGAGGUAAAACACCCACCCGGGUACCAGCAAACUUUGCGGACCCGUUUGAGCGUCAGCUGUCAUUUUCCAGAGAUGGCUAUCACACACUGCAGUACAAACGAGGAGUGCUGGCCCACAGUGGGGGGAUGGGGGCCAACAACAACAACAAUGACAGCCCAGGGAGAAUUCGCCACCUUGUCCACUCAGUCCAGAAACUCUUUACCAAGUCACAUUCAUUGGAGGGGCCACACCAUACACAGUCCUCCAAGGGGGCCAAUAAUGGAAGCAUUAAUGGUAGUGGUGGUGGGGGUGGUGGUGGAGGAGGUGGUGGUGGUGGUUCAAGGGCCAGCCCAGAAGGUGAAACUCCACCAGUGGGAGUGCGCCACAGGAAGCGCAGCAAGAGCCGUGAGCGCUGUCGAUCAGCAGAGCCCAAGCAUCGAAGCCACCACCACCACCACCACCAGCUUCACGGCUCAGCAUCUGCUCCGGGCUCUGGAUAUUGGAGCUCAGAUGACAACCUGGAACGGGAGCUGUGUCUCUACCACCCUCACCACCAUCAACCCCCACCCUCACCCUCACCCUCCAUUUCCCCCUCGCCCAUCGCCAUGACAAUGGGCCGGUAUCCUGGCAACAACCCCGACAAGUUCCCCCAGACUCCCCUCCCUAGUCUCUCCUCCUCGCAGUCCCAGCAGUACUUUAUGAUGGACCCUUACAGCACACUCAGCGAGCACACACACACCCAUGCACACCAUGGCCACACACACCACCAUUCUGCACUCAAAGCCUCCCGGAGCAACAACGAUGUGAAGUAUGCAGUGUCGUCGGCAUGUGUGCCAGUUAGUGGUAGCAGCAAUAACAGCGGUGGCGGUAUCGGUGGAGGAAGUGGCCCCUUGCUGCCCCUGGGUCUUGUGGACGGGCCCCUUGUGAAGAAAGGGGCAUGGUCGUCAAGCCUAACGGUGAGCAGGGCCCGAGAGGUCUACACCAACAACAGCAGCCACAACCAGCUACGAGCCAGCGCAGGAUCCGGUAACCUAAACCUAGAUAGAGCUCUAGUCAAAUCUAAGGGCAGUCAGCAGCAGGAGCGCUCUUGCCAUUUCUUACAGGUACCUCAGGAUGAGUGGAGCAGCUUCUCACCUCUGGGGAAGGAGGACGAUAUCCCCUGUCGGAGGAUGAGGAGCGGCAGCUAUGUCAAAGCCAUGGCUGAGGACGACAGCGGAGACUCUGACGGAAGUCCCAAACCCUCUCCCAAAAUCCAGGCACGCCGGGCCAGCUACCUGAAAGCCACACAGCCAUCAUUGACUGAGAUGACCACCCUACAGCUGAGUGAGGUGGAAGUGAACGGACAGAUUGAGCAAGUAUGUGAGCAGGUCUACAGCGAGAUGCAGUCCCAGGCAAUGGAGGCUGCCAUGGACAGCAUGGACACCAUGGACACCUUGCCUAUGCCAGGAUGCUUCAGGAUGCGAAGCCACAGCUAUGUGAGGGCGAUCGACCAGGGCUGUGCUGGGGAGGAGGAAGGAGAAGGAGGGAGACCACUCCUCCUGUUGCCAUCCUCCCCACCUCGCACAUCUGCCACCACUGUCAGGACCAUCCAGAGCAGCACAGGUGUGUCCAAACCUUUAAUGCCAGAGGCCCCAACAGAUGCAUAUAUGGAAGAAGAGGGACCCAGAGGUGACAUGACCAUCCAAUCAGGGCUCAGUAACUCAACAGAAAGCAUUGACAGUAUGAAGGCCUUGACAGCUGCCAUAGAAGCUGCUAAUGCACAGGUCCAUGGACCAGCCAGUCAGCAUGUCAGUAACAGCACCAUGACAGUCAGCAUACCCACCCCCUCAGUCCUCAGCAGGGGGCCAGUUAUUGAAGACCACCGAGAUGGAUACAGGAAAGAAGCUUUCAGGAAGGGCAAAUGUCUCUCCAUAGGCAUCCAGGUGGAUGGACCUGAGGAGGUUCCGGAUCCAGAAGACCCAUCCAAGUUCACCUCUGUAGGGGUGCAAGUGGAGGAUGACAGAGGGUACCGUCGUUUUCAGCGCUCCAACAGUGUGACAACUGCUGUACAGGCAGAUCUAGACAUGCCAGACUUGCUGGACACCCCUCUUGACUACCCAGACACUGACACGGAAGUCCUGCCAUCUGGUGCCAUUUCUCGGCAAUACUCCCGUGAUGCCACCACCUCCACCGUCAGCAUCCAGGGCUCAGGGAACCACUACCACGCCUGUGCCUCCGAUGACUUUGAGGAUGUGGGCUUUGACCCAUCCAUCCUCCCCCCUCCAGACCCCUGGAUAGACAGUGUAACAGAUGACCCACUUGAUGUCAGCUUCAACAGCUCUACUAUUUUAGAGGUGGUGCAGCGGUCAGUGUGUCAGAGAGAUGGACGCUGGUUUCUGAAGCUGCUACAGGCAGAGACCGACCGCAUGGAGGGCUGGUGUCAACAGAUGGAGCUCGACCAGCGGGAGAAUGACCUGCCUGAAGAUAUCCUUGGGAAGAUGAGGAGUGCUGUUGGAAGUGCUCAGCUUCUGAUGUCCCAGAAGUUUCAACAGUUCAGGGAGCUGUGUGAGGAGAAUCUGAACCCCAAUGCCCAUCCUCGUCCUGUGGCCUCAGACCUGGCAGGUUUUUGGGAUAUGCUUCAGCUGUCAAUCGAGAACAUAAGCCUCAAGUUUGAUGAGCUUCACCAGCUCAGGGCCAACAACUGGAGACCCCUGGAUCCCCCUGAGAGGAAGGAGAGGCGGCUCCCACCUCCAGUGCCAAAAAAGCCACCCAAGGGCCCCCACCACCAUCCCCCUCUGGCCAGAGACCGCUCACUGGAGAGCUCAGAGAAACAGCGGCAGGAGGCCAGGAAGCGCCUGAUGGCUGCCAAAAGAGCCGCAUCCGUACGGCAGAACUCCGCUACGGAGAGCGCUGACAGCAUUGAGAUCUACAUCCCUGAGGCUCAAACAAGACUAUGA